AUGUGCGGCAUCUUCUGCUCACUUGGUUCUGCACCCAUACACCCAACCCCAGAAACACAGCGUCUGCUGGUAUCCCGAGGACCAGAUAGUGUCUGCACUCACACAGUCCAGAUCAAUGGAGUGCAGUCCUGGCAUCUCACCUUCAUCUCAACCGUAUUGUCACUGAGAGGUGACCAUGUCUACGCCCAGCCUCUCGUAGACCCUGCCACACAGUCUGUGCUGUGCUGGAACGGUGAGGCCUGGAAGAUCGCCGGUGAGAGGGUCCAGGGCAAUGACACAGAGCAUAUUUUCACCUUGUUUCUACGAGCUGUGACGCUAGCUGAUGGUGAUGGUGAUCGUAAGCACGCUCUUCACAAGCUAGCCAGUGCAAUUGCAAGCAUCUCCGGGCCCUUCUCCUUUGUGUUCUUUGACGCGCGCAACUCAAGACUCUUCUUUAGCAGGGAUUGCCUCGGCAGAAGAUCUCUCCUGCAGGGGCUUGAUGAGAAUGGCAGCUUGAAGAUUGUCAGUCUUUGUGAUGGGUCGUCCUCAUCACUGGGAUUCGAGGAGGUCGGCACUGAUGGCAUUCAUAUGAUUGAUCUGAACCACUGUUCGGGUCCGCCACAGGCAGGACAAAAGUCUCUCUCGGAGAUGUACAAGAUUGAGACUUUGCCAUGGAGCUCUGAUCCACAACCUCCAGCUGGGCAUUUGAAAUCUCCACUUCCACCCAUGAACAUGUCCAUUCCAACGGAGCAACCCCCUCCACUAACGACAGACUCUCAAUUUGUUCAAGACCUCGAGGCACGACUCGGUGAAUCACUGAAGCCAAGAAUCCAAAAUGUUCCCGAGCCUCCUGGGUAUAUUCAAGGCCGCAGCGCCAAAAUCGCUGUUCUUUUCUCCGGCGGUCUAGACUGUACGCUGCUAGCCAGACUCUCACACGAUCUUCUUCCUCUGGAUGAACCCAUCGACCUGCUCAAUGUGGCUUUUGAAAAUCCACGGGUAGCAGCAGCAGCGAACUCCAGUCAUCAAAAAUCUUCUUCACCACAACCAACCCUCUCCAUCUAUGAAGCCUGCCCAGAUCGAAUAACCGGUCGUUCCGCACACAAGGAACUGCAAACCUCCUGCCCCGGCCGUAUCUGGCGCUUCAUCGCCAUUAACAUUCCAUACGACGAAACAUUAGCGCACCGGGACCAAAUCAAGCGCCUGAUGAGACCCCACAAUACAGAAAUGGACCUAUCAAUCGCAUGUGCCCUCUACUUCGCAGCCCGCGGCAAAGGCACAACCCAAACCCAAACCACCCCUGCCUCCUCGGAGAACGACUACACCACCUGCGCGCGAAUUCUCCUCUCAGGGCUAGGCGCCGACGAGCUCUUCGCCGGCUACGGCCGACACGGGGUCGCAUUCACAAAGCACGGGUUCGAGGGCCUUGUCGCAGAGAUCCAUCUCGACGUCAGCCGGCUCGGGCAGCGUAACCUCGGCCGCGACGACCGCGUCCUCUCACACUGGAGCCGGGAGACGAGGUUUCCCUACCUGGAUGAGGAAUUCGUCGCUUGGGUGCUCCGCGCUCCUGUGUGGGAGAAGUGCGGGUUUGGUCUACCUUUACCAGAGCCUCUAGAAGAGCAGCCGAUCGUCGACGACGGUGGCCGCCGGCCAGAUGCUGAGAAAUUGGCUCUUCGGCUUGUUGCUUUGCGGUUGGGGUUGCGGUCUGUUUCCUUGGAGAAGAAGCGCGCUAUCCAAUUUGGGGCGAGGACAGCGAAAAUGGAGACGGGGAGAUCGAGGGGGACUGAUACCCUGGACUGA
This is a messenger RNA of Penicillium riverlandense, 1776 nucleotides long. RefSeq names its product asparagine synthetase domain-containing protein. Gene Ontology annotation, molecular function: asparagine synthase (glutamine-hydrolyzing) activity. The record is from RefSeq and is a predicted model, not a curated record. The transcript has 2 exons. NCBI's taxonomy places the organism in Eukaryota, Fungi, Ascomycota, Eurotiomycetes, Eurotiales, Aspergillaceae. The coding region runs from base 1 to 1776 and encodes 591 amino acids.